UGGCAAGUCAAUCAAAGCGAUCAAAGUUAGUUAGUUAAUUACGUUGUAUCGUGGUACGUAGUAUAAUACAAUACAAUACAAUGUUUAAAAUCGAUUUGAUGCCAGCGGGUGGAGGAGAAUCGUGGGAUGAUGGUGGUCGUGGUCAAGUUGCUGCAAUCCUCAUUUCCUAUUCUCAAGACUCCAUCAACUCUCUGCGUUUCCUUUAUUUCAAGGACGGCGAAUUGCAGUUUUCUGAAGAUCAUGGCAAACUUAGUGGCAGCUCACAGAUGAUCAGACUAGGCUAUCCAACGGAGUUCCUCACUGCGGUGCAUGGCUAUCGUACCAACAACAAUGGAGUAUCGUCGAUAACAUUUGUGACAAACAAGGCUAAGUAUGGACCCUUUGGGGAUACGGAGGCAACGCCCGACAACGAUUAUGACAUCGCAUUCAAAUUCCGACGGAGCAGUGCCGGUGAUUCCAUCAAUGGAUUUCACGGAACCGUAAAUAGUCAUGGUCACAUCGGAAGCAUUGGUAUUUAUUUACAUACGGCGACUUCUGCUGCUCGCCCUGAUUCCAAGCCGCUUAGUCUUGGAUCAUGACUUCUAAAAUUAUACUCCCUAUUACGAUAAAUAAAUUUGAUCCAAGUAAUCAAUGUUAUGCGACAUUUUGUAUACGAUGUGACGUCGUUUCCAUCAAUAGAAUAAAGGGAAAGUUUCUGAAAUAGGACUAAAACAGUUUGAAAAUUCCAAAAUAGGACUGUCUUGGUUUUUAUUCCCAAAAUAGGAGUAAUUACUGCCAAGUUUGGAAAAUACUGUCAUGUUUGAAGUCUGAUACUGCCAAAAUAUGACAGUAAUUAGUCCUACUUUGAGAAUAAAAACAUGACAGUUCUAUUUUGGAAUUUUCAAACCUUUUUAGUCCUAUUUCG
Molecule: messenger RNA, 904 nt
Organism: Cuscuta epithymum
Lineage: Eukaryota; Viridiplantae; Streptophyta; Magnoliopsida; Solanales; Convolvulaceae
Source: the annotation of a GenBank genome assembly